Vidua macroura (Pin-tailed whydah) is the source of this 903-nucleotide messenger RNA. RefSeq names its product serine/threonine-protein kinase PAK 3-like. NCBI's taxonomy places the organism in Eukaryota, Metazoa, Chordata, Aves, Passeriformes, Viduidae. Gene Ontology annotation, biological process: protein phosphorylation; intracellular signal transduction; regulation of MAPK cascade. The transcript is spliced from 7 exons. Gene Ontology annotation, cellular component: cytoplasm. The record is from RefSeq and is a predicted model, not a curated record. The coding region runs from base 1 to 903 and encodes 300 amino acids. Gene Ontology annotation, molecular function: ATP binding; protein serine/threonine kinase activity.
AUGGACGCAGGAUCUGCCAUCAAAGCUGCCGCUGCAGCAGCAUCCUCCGAAGAAGCCUCCUCUCCGCAGCCCGAAAACCCGAGCGUGGCCGUAAAGCAAGUUAAUCUCCAGCACCAGGGCUGCGAGGAUGUGUUGAAGGAAAUCCUGGUCAUGAAGGAAUAUAAGAACCCCAAUAUUGUCACCUACCUAGAAAGCUACCUUGUCAGUGAGGAUGUCCUGGUGGUGUUGGAGUAUAUGGAUGGAGGCUCCUUAGCUGAUGUGGUCAGCAUGAAAAGGAUGGCUGUAGGACACAUAGCAACAGUGUGUCGGGAGUGCCUGCAAGGCCUGGCUUUCCUUCAUGCCAACCAGGUGAUCCACAGAGACAUCAAAAGUGACAACAUCCUUCUGGGCCGGGAUGGCUCCGUCAAGCUGGCCGAUUUUGGCCUCUGUGCUCCGUUCAGCCCUGAGCAGAGUAAACGGAGGUCGAUGGCUGGGACCACUUGCUGGAUGGCACCCGAGGUGGUGAGAAGAGAGCCAUACGGCCCCAAAGUGGACAUCUGGUCCCUUGGCAUUGUGGGAAUAGAAAUGGCCAAAGGAGAGGCUCCUCCGGCACGUCUCCUCUGUGGACUGCUCCUGCCUCCCACGUGGCCAUGGCUAAUAGGUACAAGGCUCUGCAAGUGGAUCGAAGAAGGUGGGCACAUCUGCUGGCAGUACAGGAGAGCAGAGAGGAAACAGCCUGGCAGGACCCUGGCCAGCAAGGCAAGGCACCCGCUGGACCUGCUCUUUGUCAACAGAAAAGGACUGCCCAGCCCCAGACCUAGGGAUCAGACGCAGGCGCUGCUGCUGCUGCCACUGAAGUCAGCGAGGAUUUGGUGGUUGGUUUCCAUCCCAGCAGAACUGGUCACUUAUGAAGCCGGCUGCUGA